AUCUUCCACAGAAUAAAUUCCCUCUUCAAUAACCAAAAUGAUUCCCAUUUUCUAAACAAACAAAUCUCCAUUACAACAUCAUCACAAGACUUUGAGAGAACUACUACUUAGUUUUCCAUCUCCAUGGAGGUUGGGGUCGGCGCUAUGUCAAGGAGGAGCCGGUUUUCUUCCUAUGACCGGUGGCUGGCAGUAGGCCUCGGCCUUCUCGCGGUGGUUUCACCGCUCUAUAUUGAUCGGAGACCGAGCAUCGAGGAGUUGGAAGAGGAGGAAUCAUCCAUUCAUCUUGGCUUCUGGUUGCCUGCUCUUCUCAUGAUCUUGAUCUUCAUUAUUGCUGGAGUUCUUCACUUGGAACAGAGAUGUGCCAGAUUUGACCCUUAUUGGAUCCACAGAGUUGGUGGUUCUUCUUGUGGCAUAUUCAUCAUUCUUCUGCUUCUUGCAUUUGUUUUAAAGUGUAAAGCUUCUUUAAUGUUUUGGGAGUCUUAGAACUUGUCCCAACUUUCAAAGUUUUUUGUGUUUGUUUCCUUGAAUGCUCUUACCUUUUGGAAUACUGUUUAGUUUCAUCAAUGGACAGUAAGCUCAGAGUCAACCAAAUUUGCAAUUUUUGCAGUCUUCUUUUCGUUAUGUGUUCGAAAUGGAAAUGGAAGAUUAUACAAAGAGUUCCCUA
Cucumis sativus (cucumber) is the source of this 664-nucleotide messenger RNA. RefSeq lists its product as uncharacterized. The coding region runs from base 124 to 483 and encodes 119 amino acids. Lineage: Eukaryota; Viridiplantae; Streptophyta; Magnoliopsida; Cucurbitales; Cucurbitaceae. The transcript has a single exon. The record is from RefSeq and is a predicted model, not a curated record.